AUGAGCCGCAAGUUUUACACCAACAACUCAAACUGUGCAUCUGCCGAAGUCCUGAACCUGCAGCUAAUGAAAUCAACGCCCAAUAACGGAGCGGGCAAGGUGCUGCAACCUGACACCCGGCUGACCCCCGUGAGCCUCCACAAUGCUACUGUUGGAGGGGUGGGGGGUGAGGGUUGGAGGGGGGUGAGGGUGGAGGGUGGAGGGGGGUGA
Messenger RNA from Knipowitschia caucasica, 210 nucleotides. The record is from the annotation of a GenBank genome assembly. Lineage: Eukaryota; Metazoa; Chordata; Actinopteri; Gobiiformes; Gobiidae.